This is a messenger RNA of Porites evermanni, 2091 nucleotides long. NCBI's taxonomy places the organism in Eukaryota, Metazoa, Cnidaria, Anthozoa, Scleractinia, Poritidae. The record is from the annotation of a GenBank genome assembly.
AGCUUCAAAAAACUAGAGAACUUACUAAUACCUCAACGUGUGAUUGGUCAAGUUCUUGGCAGACGACGGGAAAAGUUGCGAACUAUCCAAACUACAAUCGGUGUUGAACUUAAAGUUAUCAACGACACCUUCUACAUCAAAAGAGCGACUAAAAAGAAAGAGAAACAAGCGGAACGCCAACUAAAAGAGGCGGCGGUAUGUCUUAAUUCUAAAGUGAUUAAAAAUACGGUAGAAAGGAAAACAAAAACUUGGAACUAGUAGAAUAGCUUCGUAUCGCGUUUUACCACGCACGAAUCAAACCUGUCACUGAAGAGAGGAUAAGUGCCUUUAUCCUCUCUUGAACCUGUCUUGCAACAAAUCGGGUCGUUGCAGGUUGCGAAAAGUUAUCCAAGCCGUUUCGUCCCUCAUCGUCGGUAAGUUAUAUAAUAGUAUAGAUUUAAAAUCAUAGCUGACAAGCACUCGCAGAAUUGUAACUUUGAGUACAAAUCUAUCUCAACUAUUGACCUUCAAUUUCUAGUUAAUUGUAUGUAAUAUCUUUAUUUUUUUUUUGAUCCAUCAGAACCUCGCAUUGAAACAGUUACAGAGGACCACGCGUUUCACGAAGUUUGUUUAUGUAGACAUGGCCCAGCUGACAGAGAAUCAUGAGUUUAAGCUGACCAUUGCACCACCGCGCAGAACAAAUGGCAGCUUGGGAGAAAAUUCUUACAAACUUGAACUUCUGGAUCAUCCUUUGAAAGAGGUACCUUUUUUAUUGUCAUUAAAUUUAUUUAGUGUAAUAUUUGCACUGCAAGUUAUGGGAGGGAACCGCGACUGCCCAGACAUUCAAACGACAAACGAGGAGGGAGGGGCAAAACUUUGAAGUCACCUCCACUGAACUCCGUUGAACUGGCCAAGACCCGGACAAAAACCGAGCAAUUCUAAGCAAGGGUCGCGAUGCAUCAUGGCACUAGCGCGCAGGCUCGACAUGACAGAAUUUAAGUAAGAUUCCUAUUUCCGUUACGGGCUUAUUAUCAUGUAUCAGAGAAAAUAGUUUAGAUAGCAGCCGAAACAGGAGCCAAAAACAUUGUAGAGUUUUAUCCCUUCGCUAAUUCGUUACAGUUUGACGAGCCAUUUAGCACAACAAACCGUUAUUUUAGUUAUUAAUAGUUACAAACCGAAAAUUUUAAAUAUUAUAGACCAUGAAUUUUAUAUUUGAACAGGAAACAUAUCUUGGAUUUGCAAACGUAGACAGAAUAAAGGAAAAAGUUGUUGAAGUUUUAAGGCAAAUUCAUGGAGAGAAGAGGGAAGAAGAAGUCAUGGUUGACAUGUGGUGUCAUUUUGGUCACGCCUAUAUUACCAAGAUUGAUGAGGGUGAGAGUCUAGAACGUUUCUACAAAAAUACAUUUAAAAAACCGCAUCUAGGAACCUGAGGCUUUAAAAACGUGUGCACACCCUGUUGCAUGUUGUUGCCUACGCGUGUUGUUGGGACCGGAGUACUUGCGCAAAGUUUGAAAUCGGUCAAAUGUUUGAGCCAGCAACUUGCAACCCGCGCAUUUCUUUUGUUCCGUGAUCGCUGUAGCGUAGCGCAACAAUGUUGGAUCCGUUUGCAGAGCUUUUCCAAUAUUCUUGAGGCCUCGCACGCGUAUUAGACGUAGUUUACAUGGUCUCAUGGGUUGCAUCCUUCCCACGAUGCACUGAAGGUCCCAGCAUUGUUGGGAAUUGUUGCAUCCGUUUGCGCACCACUGCCAACACGGACGUAACAACUCCCAACAUUGUUGGCCCAACAAUGUUGGAGGUUGUCGCAUCCGUUUGCACGUAGCUUUACAAAAGGAUUUUUAGUGCGAUGGUUGGCGAUGACUGAAACACUUUUUUGUUUCUUUUACAGACGAAUUAGAGGAAACAUUUACGCUGAAAGAAGUACAAGAAAAACUUGAGAUUGAAACUAGCAGAACUUGGAAGUACCUUUUCAUCGAGGUCGUUGAAGACAUGGAGGUUGAAGGAAUUGAAAAGCAUCUCCCAUCUAAAGCUUCAAAAGAGGACAUUAGACAUGAUUUCACCUUUUAUACCCCUUCCUGUAGGGAUGUUCGUGUUAAGGUAUUGCAUGGUUUCUAA